AACAAAAAGGUAAAGGGAGGACACCUGUGAGACCCAUUUCACCUGGAUCCUACACGUCGUCAUCAUGAUGCAGCUUCAAUUUGAUUCUCUUCAUAUCAGCAAUGGAGUCGAUUCUCGUGUUCUUCCGUCUUCGAUUUGACUGAUAAUACCAGUUCCUCAGUAUUUGUGAUGCAAGGUACUUUAGCUCUUUCAUGGCGCAUACUGGCCAAUAAGUCGUUCAGUUCGUCUUCUAUGACGCCUCUUGUUUGCCUAGACCGCCCUGAUAUAUGGUGUCCCGCUCCAUCGCCGUCUGAAGUUUCUUCGCAUCUUACACACGACUAUAAUGAACAUACAGCAGCAGAAAUCAAUGGGAGAUCAAUCGCCAAUGAAAUUAAAGCUACAUUAGCGACUCAAGUUUCUAAUAUGAAGAAUUCAAUCAAUAAGGUACCUGGAUUAGGCGUAAUAUUGGUGGGAAAAAGAAAAGAUUCACGCACAUUUGUACGCAUCAAGAAAAAAGCUUGCGAACAAGUUGGAAUCGCCUCAGUAGUAACAGAGCUUCCUGACGACUGUACAGAAAGCGAAGUUCUUGAUGCUGUUUCAAUGUUAAAUCACAACGAAUCAAUCCAUGGCAUUCUCGUCCAGCUUCCAUUACCCAAUCAUUUGUGUGAGGAGAAGAUUAUAAAUUCAGUGAAAGUUGAAAAAGAUGUGGAUGGUUUUCAUCCUGUGAACAUGGGAAACCUUGCAAUGAGAGGAAGGGAGCCUUUGUUUAUUCCUUGUGCUUCUUUGGGGUGUAUCGAGGUGCUUAAUCGAUGCAGUGUAGAAAUUUUAGGUAAGAAAGCAGUGGUAAUUGGAAGAAGCAUGAUUACUGGAUUACCCACUUCCUUGCUAUUACAGAGGCAUCAUGCUACAGUAAGCGUUGUGCAUUCAUUCACAAAGAAUCCAGAGGAAAUAACAUGUGAAGCUGACAUUUUGGUUUCAGAUGUUGGAGUUCCAAAUUUGGUUCGAAGUCAUUGGUUGAAGCCUGGGGUUGUGGUAAUUGAUAUGGGGUCAACUUUGGUCAAGUUCAGAUGUGUGUGGAGAUGUUUGCUAUGAAGAAGCAAUGCAUAAAGCAUCGGCAAUUACUCCUGUCCCUGGUGGUGUUGGACCUGUUACCAUCUCCAUGCUACUUUCGAAUACACUUGAAGCUGCUAAGCGUGCAUAUCAAUGGACUCAAAAAUCAUAAUAUAAUCAACAAUAACAAUAAUAAUAAUAAUAAUAAUAUAUUAUGUAUCAAUUUCAAAUGUACAUAUAUAUCAUCUCCCCUCAAUGGACUCAAAAAUCAUAAUAUAACCCAACUAAUUUAGGUAUGUCCAAUUUAUUUAAUGAUUUAAACAAAAAAAAUUGCAUAUAAA
This is a messenger RNA of Lactuca sativa (garden lettuce), 1370 nucleotides long. RefSeq names its product bifunctional protein FolD 1, mitochondrial. Gene Ontology annotation, cellular component: cytosol. Gene Ontology annotation, biological process: tetrahydrofolate interconversion. Gene Ontology annotation, molecular function: methenyltetrahydrofolate cyclohydrolase activity; methylenetetrahydrofolate dehydrogenase (NADP+) activity. NCBI's taxonomy places the organism in Eukaryota, Viridiplantae, Streptophyta, Magnoliopsida, Asterales, Asteraceae. The record is from RefSeq and is a predicted model, not a curated record.